AUGCCUUUGACUAAGAAUACCAAGGUUGUGAAGCUCAACGAUGGAAAUGAAAUUCCAGUCAUUGGGUUGGGUACUUUCAGAUCCGGUCCAAAUGAAGUAUACCAAGCGGUUUUGGAUGGUAUCAAGGCUGGUGUCAGACACAUCGAUACCGCUUAUGCUUAUGGUAAUGAAGAGGAAAUCGGCACUGCAUUGACCCAAGCUUUCAAGGAGGGAUUGGUUAAAAGAGAAGAGCUUUUCAUCACCACCAAGAUGUGGGGGGUUGACUACGCUGAUCCAGAAUCUGCUAUUAAACUCUCAUUGAAAAAAUUACAAUUGGACUACGUUGAUUUGUACAUGAUCCACUGGCCCGUUGCCUUAACCAAGAAGUUUGACGCUGCAGGAAAUGUUGUCAAUGUUUCUUAUUUACCAAAUGGUAAAAGAGACUUGGACCACUCGAAUAACUUUGUCAAGACAUGGACUUAUUUCCAAGAUUUGGUUGCAAAGGGGUUGACCAAGUCCAUUGGGGUGUCUAAUUUCACGAUUGCCAAGUUGACCGAAUUGUUGGCAGCGCCAACCACCAAGAUUGUUCCUUGUGUCAACCAAAUCGAAGCCCAUUUGUACCUUCUUCAACCGGAAUUAUUGGCUUUCUGCAAAUCAAAGGGGAUCCAUGUUGAAGCCCACACCCCAUUGGGCGGUGCUGAUGCCGCUGAGUUGUUGAAGAACCCAGUUAUCGUCGAAUUGGCUAAAAAAUACCAGGCAUCUUCUGCACAAAUCUUGAUCUCUUGGGCGUUGUGGAGAGGUACCAUCGUGUUGCCAAAAUCCGUGAAGGCAGAAAGAAUCCACGAUAACUUGUUCACCGUGGAAUUAUCGAAUGAAGAUGGUGAGAAAAUUAAUGCCAUUGGUAAGAAUGCUCAAAAGAGAUUUGUUAACCCAGAUUGGUCUCCAUUCAUCGUGUUUGACGAUGAUGAAAAACACGGUGUGGUUGGUGCCAGCGGCUGGAAGAACCCAAACCCAACCACUGUUUCCAAUUAA
Messenger RNA from Saccharomycopsis crataegensis, 1011 nucleotides. RefSeq names its product aldo/keto reductase. Gene Ontology annotation, cellular component: cytosol. Gene Ontology annotation, molecular function: aldose reductase (NADPH) activity. The transcript has a single exon. The coding region runs from base 1 to 1011 and encodes 336 amino acids. The record is from RefSeq and is a predicted model, not a curated record. NCBI's taxonomy places the organism in Eukaryota, Fungi, Ascomycota, Saccharomycetes, Ascoideales, Saccharomycopsidaceae.